This is a messenger RNA of Lytechinus variegatus (green sea urchin), 563 nucleotides long. RefSeq lists its product as uncharacterized. Lineage: Eukaryota; Metazoa; Echinodermata; Echinoidea; Temnopleuroida; Toxopneustidae. The transcript is spliced from 4 exons. Bases 37 to 384 code for a protein of 115 amino acids. The record is from RefSeq and is a predicted model, not a curated record.
GCAUCGUGAGGCUGUGUUGUGUUAGGUCUUGUCACCAUGAGAAACUUUUGCAUUAUUCUACUAUUUCUCAUGAUAUUUGUAAAUGUUUGCAGCUCAAAAAUGAUAUAUCAAUUCAAUCGGUAUCAUUACAAGAAGAAACCAAGAUCGGAAAACCUUUUCAAGCGUGACACAAGGAUCUGUGAGAGUGAGUGCACAUCAUAUGUUGGCCGAGAGCGGUUAAAUUGCAUCCGGAAAUGCAUCUCAUCGGAAUGCUAUGAAGAGCUCUACAGUUGGGAUGAGUUAGAGGAAGGUGAGAUUGACAUAAGGGCAUCGUCUUUCAAAGGAUGCUGGAUGAAAAAGGUCAUCAAUCAACGCUAUGGCAAACACCACCGAACCAGUCACUGAUCGUCCGCAUGGAUAGGAUGGAGUGUAAAGAGAUGGAUUGGUGCUUCUGGUCAAUGAAGAAGUGUGCCAGGAGUCGGCUACGACUUGAUCAAGUUCCGUCUUGUCAAGUCUGCAAGGGACUGAAACCCGAUGGUGGAGGCGGUACGAAAGAGGAUGAAGAAGCGGGGGAAGUGGAGAGA